Messenger RNA from Vanessa atalanta (red admiral), 7585 nucleotides. It is a transcript of the gene Patronin, whose product is annotated as patronin. NCBI's taxonomy places the organism in Eukaryota, Metazoa, Arthropoda, Insecta, Lepidoptera, Nymphalidae. The record is from RefSeq and is a predicted model, not a curated record. Gene Ontology annotation, cellular component: microtubule minus-end. Gene Ontology annotation, biological process: negative regulation of microtubule depolymerization; cytoplasmic microtubule organization; neuron projection development. Gene Ontology annotation, molecular function: calmodulin binding; spectrin binding; microtubule minus-end binding. The transcript is spliced from 25 exons. Bases 317 to 5485 code for a protein of 1722 amino acids.
CGGCCUCGAUGACGGAAUGCGUGAAAUUUUAAGAUGGUGAUGAGCAGUGUUUUAUUAAUUUUACAUAUAAAAUUGGAUAUUGGUGUACUAUAUUCUUGAUGAUAUAAUCAGAAUGUGUCCAAUGGUAUGAGUAAUAAGACAUUAGUACCUUUUCUUUUGGCGUAGUAGAUUCAAAGUGUUGAACGUGUUUAGUUGGAUCAUUGACAUUGUUUCGUUAUAAAUUUUUGUACCAUCGUGAUUGUUAUGUUUAUGGGAGUAUUAUGUGCUUUUGUAAUGCCCAGUCGAUGGAUUAGGCGUUUCUGAUGUUUUCGAAGUCAUGGAGAGGCAGGAACGUACAUAUGCCAACAUGGAGGCCACAGACACUGUGGACACCAAACAGUCAAAGCAGCGAGCGUCGAUAAAAUGGCUGUUGUCGAAGGCAUUCAACAACCGGGUACCGGAGAAUCUUCAGGAGCCAUUCUACAGGGAUCACGAGGAUCAGGAGCAUUUGAAACCGCCGAUUGUCGGUGGGCUGGCCAACGCGGAGCUGUACUGCCUCGCGUUGGCCAACAUGUACUCCGAUCCCAACUACCACAACCUCAACCACUGGAACAUCCUGCAGACGUUGUCGAGGAAGGGCGUCCAAGUGCCCGACCCGCCGGACUGUGCGCUCACCGAGACUGUGCUCAUACAAACGAAUCCACUUAAAAUGGGUGCACAUUUGACUGUGAUAGAAGCUGUGAUGAUGCUAUACGCGCGGGAAGUGGUGACGUUAGACCGCGUGUCAGCGGCAGCGCAACGCUUCGGCACUAGUCAGCCGCUGCCCGUCGGCUCCAGCAUUCCUCACGAAGAUGGUCUGCUCUGUUGGAUCAAUGCUGCAUGCGCAGCGCUUAACAAGGCUGAGGAGAACACAUCGUCACACGUGCCGAUGGUGAAAAGUCUCCAAGACCUGUGCGACGGCACCGCACUGGCCGCCCUCAUCUCGUUCUACUGCCCCGAGGCUCUCCCGCGGUCGGCGGUGCGCGUGGGACGCAUGGCCUCCAUACAAGACUGCCUGCAUAAUCUCAUGCUGGUGUACGAGUUCUGUCAGAACAGUCUACCUCACAACAUAUUCCACAUGAUGCCAGAGGACGUUACGUAUAUGCGAGGGUCAAUGCGUCAAAAUUUAAUAGCGAUGCUCGCGGAUCUUUUCAAUAUGUUAGAAGUACAUCCUGUCAAAUCGGUUAAAUAUCCAGGAAGCGCGAGCGAGGAGUGCAACGCGCACGGCGUGCGGCACAGACGCUGUCUGCCGCCGCCGCCGCCGCAGCCCAUCCCCGAGCUGCGCGCCGCGCCGCACGCGCCGUCGCACGCGCCGCCCUUCGCAGUGUCGCGCUCGCCGUCGGCGUGCGGCGUGCGCGCGCGCGGCGCGGCCAGCCGCUCGUCGUGCUCCACGCCCGAGCGCCGCAGCUGCAGCCCGCAGCGGGACGACUUCGUGGUGCACAGCCGCAAGGCCAUCACCACGCUCUCCGCCAUGGCGCGGCGGGACGACGAGAUGUUCGCGGAGCACGUGACGGCGGCGGGGCGGCCGUCCAACUGGGCGGAGUCUCGCGAGAGCAGCUUCGCGGGGCGGCGCUCGCGGCGCUCGUCCGUGACGGACGACAGCCAGCUCACGGUGGAGAACUUCGGCGGCUCGCAGGACCGGCUGCACUUCGCGGGCCGCAACCCGGAGAAGGAGCUCGCCACGCUCGCCAACGUCCGCAAGAUAUCCGCGCCCGCCGGCCCACUAGACUAUAAUCCGCCUCUUCGUUCCUCUCGGCAAGACAUUCGCGGCUCCAUUCAAUUUUUCCACGGGGACUACCAGAACGGUUCCCAGGACGAGCGACAGAAGGUUGAGCGUCAGCAGUCGCAGCCGCAGACCGCGGAUCCUCCCUUCCACCCCAUCAAGCGACAGCUCAGCAGCGAUACAAUUAAUCUCUCACAGAACUUCGGGUUCAACCAUAAGGGCGGUGGGGAUGGGUUUUAUUUAAACGAACGGGACGCCCCGGAUGGUGACGUCACAAAAACAAGCUUCGCGGAUCUCAAUAAAAUUAGGAAUAACGGUGAUCAGACAGGGCCGGGCACGCCGGAGCGCCGCAAGACGUCGUUCUCGACGCCCCCGCCCAGCACCACCACGUGGCAGCAGCACUUCCUGCAGCACGAGACCCAGCCCAACGGCGACGAGGCGGCGGCGGAGGAGGCGGCGGGCGGCGGCCAGGCCAUGGCGGCGCAGCUCAACAACAUCCGCCUCAAGCUGGAGGAGAAGCGGCGCCGCAUCGAGCAGGACAAGCGCCGCAUGGAGCUGGCCGUCAGCCGCCAGCGCCAGCAGCUCGGCCAGCAGGCCUUCCUGCAGGCCGUCACGCGGGGCAAGGGCGCGCGCACGCCGGCCGACGAGCAGGACGCCGCGCAGGAAAUGGUCGUUGAAGCGCCAAAUCAAGCUGCGGAAAACGCAGCGAUGGAACAGUAUCAGCAAUCGAUAGCAAAAAUGAACUCCAGCCUGCAGGAUAUACAGAGUGACAUCGCGAGGCUCGCCACUCAACAAAGCCAGCUACAGCAACAGCAACAGCAGCAGCAACAGCAGCAACAAAAUCAGCAGCUGCAGCAGCAGCUGCAACAGCAGCAGCAACAAUUGCAACAGCAACAACAACAGUUGCAGCAGCAGCAACAGCAAGCGAAGCAAAUGUUCCAACAGCAUCAGCCACCUCAAUCCCCCUUCCAGCAACAGUAUCAAAACAUUCAACCAAACAUUCCUCAGCUGCACAGCCAAUUCAGCUCACAGCACAAUGUGUCGCGGCCGAUCAACGCGUUCGGGUCCACGCCGCACCUCCCGCGCGACUUCUACAACUACGAGGCGAGCCAGACGGGCCCGCCCGCCGGGCAGCAGGUCGGCCAGCCGGGUGGCCCGCAUGGCGGCCAGCAGAAUUUCCAAUAUCAGUACAGGGAUAUAGAACAAGAUUUCGGUCGGCAGCAGUUCUACUUGCACGACAGUCCGGCGCCCCCGCAGCGACGCACGUGGGCGCAGCACGCGCAGCUGCAGCAGGAGAACGAGCUCCGGGGCUGGCAGCUACAUCAGCAGAACCAUCAGCAGAACCAGUACCAGCCACCGCAACCCGAACCGGCGCAGAGGACAUGGAAAUCUCCCUCGCCUCAACCUCCUCCCGAAAAAAACUGGAAUCCGCAGGGCUUCGUCUUACAUGAGAGGGCGAACCAGCCUUUCCAGGUUCACUACAAUACUGACCGGUACCAGAACGGCACCGAAAACGUUCGAGAAACGCAAAACCAUUUGAGCUAUACUGUGAUAAACCCUAACCAAUACUCAUCGCAAUCACCGCCGCUAUCGAGUCCGCGACGUUCGAGGACUCCCCAGCGCCAGGGAUCCCUACCAGAGGCUCGGCGGCCCGAGCCAGUAGGGCUGCACCAGCUACACUCGCCACAUCCGCCGCAGUAUGCGAGUCAAACUCAUCAGUCGCACCAAACGCAUCAGACGCAUCAAUCUAAUCAGACGCAUCAACCACAGCAGACGCAUCAACCUCACCAGGCACUCCAGGCGCAAAACUCCGUCCCGGCGCCUCCCGACGACAUGGAGCCCCAGAACAUAUCUUUCAUCGGCAACGCCGAGGACGACGCGCUCCGGCAGGGCAUCAAUAGACUGAACAUCUCGUCCGGCACGCGGACCUACCGGAUCCCGUCCCCGACGAGGCCCUCGCUCGGCCGGAACUCGUUCCAACGCCUCGAUGAGCCCGCUGAGACUAACGAGAAGGGUUUCUACAUUUCGUUCGACAACGAGCAACCGAAACGACCGAAGCCGCCGCUGCGGGCCAAGCGGGGCUCCCCGCGGAAGGAGCGCUCCGAGUUCGCGAGUCCCGAGCGCAGUCCUGAGAGCACGUGGAGCGACGACCGGCACGACGACAGGCGAGACGACCGGCGAGACGACCGGCGAGACGACCGGCGAGACGACCGGCGAGACGACCGGCGAGACGACCGGCGAGACGACCGGCGAGACGACCGGCGAGACGACAGACGCGACGACAGACGCGAAGAGCGGAGCGACGAGCGCCGCGAGACGCCUCGAACGGAGGCGCCGCGCGAGCGAGCGCGCCCGCCUAGUGCCGAGCCCGCCGCGCUCGUCAUCGGCGAGCUCAACCCUGACCCCAAUUCCGCCGAGGAAAUGGAGCGCAAAAAGGAGCGCAUCAUGCUGCUGUCGCUGCAGCGACGCCAGCGGGCGGACGAGGCGCGCGCGCGGGCCGAGGCGGCGGCGGCGGCGCGGCGCGCGCGGGACGAGGCCGAGGCGGAGAUGAAGGCGGCGCGCAAGGAGGAGCAGGCGCGGCGGCGGCAGGCCAUCCUCGCGCAGUACAAGCUCAAGAAGGCCGUCGAGGAGGCCGAGCGGGAGGGCAAGGUGUUCGACAAGUCGGAGUUCCUGGACACGCUGUCGCGCGGCGGCAUGCACGUGGGCGCUGCGAGCGGCCCGCCCACCAGCGGGGCGCGGUUGCGGGGCAAGCUGCCGACGCGUGCGAGGCCCAAGACCAUCCACGUGGACAGCGGCGCGCUGCAGGCCGCCGAGGGCAUGCUGGCGGGCAAGCAGCCCUCCGCCACCAACCUCACCGGCACCAUGCGACGUGACUACUACCGCGGAUCGCAGGACAACCUCGCCGAGAGGGCUGCCCUCUACAGAGAGUCGCCGGUGGAGGAGCGCGGCGGCGUGUCGCCCGGCAGCGCGUCCAGCGGGCUGGGCCGGCGCGGCUCCUGCAAGACCUCGCGAGGAAACAUUUCAGAGCGUGUGAAUGAUGAACCACAGUCGACACGUGGAAGGUCUAAAUAUUCCACUUACCAGAAUAACUUUAAGGCGGGGAGGAAAUCUAGCUCUCUUAUGAACUUGUGCGACUCGGGGCUGGGCCGCGCCACGCCGCCGCGCCGCGCCGCGUCGCCCGGCCUGCGCGCGCUGGGCUCGCCGGCGUCGGGGCCCGGCUCGCUGCCCGGCGCGCUGCCCGGCGCCAUCGGCAAGCGGCGCCACGACGACUCCUCCGACGUGUCCUCCACGCACUCCUCCAUCAUGGACUACUCCGGUCCGAGAUUAUACAAACAGCCAGCGACGAAAUCGAAUCGCGGGAUAAUGCUGAACGCGGUGGAGUACUGCGUGUUCCCGGGCGCCGUCAACGCCGAGGCGAAGCGUCGCGUGCUCGAGGAGGUCGCGCGCUCCGAGAGCAAGCACUUCCUCGUGCUGUUCCGCGACGCCGGCUGCCAGUUCCGGGCGCUCUACAGCUACUGCCCCGACAGCGACACCGUGGCCAAGCUGUACGGCACGGGGCCCAAGCACGUCAACGACCGCAUGUUCGACAAGUUCUUCAAAUACAAUUCGGGAAGUAAAUGUUUCUCUCAAGUUCAUACGAAACAUCUCACUGUCACGAUCGACGCAUUCACGAUACACAACUCGCUGUGGCAGGGCAAGAAGGUGCAACUUCCCAGCAAGAAGGACAUGGCUCUCGUCAUAUAGAGAAGGGCGCGCACGACGCGAAGUCGACCCUUGUCUUCGCCCAAGUCACGCCGGUGUCGUCGCGGCCCAAUCGCGUCGCAGGCCGUCACGCCGACACUUAUUGCAUUUCCAAACCUGCUACGUGAUUGGUCCGACGACAGGUGACGACCGAGUCGGUCGACGUAACUAAUUAAAGAGUCCACGAUUUCUAGUCGCAGGCGGCGUCGAGUCGAGCCUUAUUACUCUUCAGUUUAAAACGCUUCGGUAGCGAUUAAAGCCAGUGUUGUAUUCUCGGUUAGUGCAUUUCGCGAGGUGAGAAACGUUAAUUUAAUGUACUAUAGAGGUUGUUGACUGCAUUUACUAUGUCUUAAUGAUCACAGAUUAAACAAACUAAUUUUAAUCUAUGCCACUAAGACGGCCCGUGAAUGCAGCGUGUGGUGUGUUGUCGGCCGGAGUUAUGUUCGAUAACCGGUAACGUAACUGUUUUAGUAAGUCAUUUGCGACGUUCUUCAACAUUAUGCGAUAGCGAAUGAGGUCUGUGUCAUAUUGUACAGUUAGAAUGGAUAGGAGGGUCGAAAACUCGAAGAUUGGAAGAAACUCGUAGCCUAACUGGAAUGUUAUAGAAAUCUUAAAAUAUAUUGGCUUUAAGGCGUUGUUUACGAUUUUAACGUGUUUUAGCGUAUUCAUUGCUUAGGUAAAAUGCAUUGGCUUUAAUAAAAUGUAUGUUAAAACGUGCGACACACGUUCUAGUUAGGUUAUGAGUCUGAUGAUGGCGGUUAUGUGUAUCGAAUGGUCCGAAAAGCGUUUUGUUUUUAUUUUACGUGAGUUACGUUUGAUUUAGGUUUCGUUUUCACUCUUUAAAAAGAAAUCAUUAAAUUAGUAAUUUCGAAAGUUACAAAAAUAUAUCAAUUUUUUUACAGACUUAAUAUGUGAUAUAGGCUGAGAAGUAUAAAACGUAUACCAAUUUUUAAUGUAAGCAAAAUAAGUUUAUAAUUGAGACGUGACUUUCGAAAUGACUAUAAAAUCCACUCAGCAGUGGCCAGUCGUACCAUAAACUUUUCACACUGGUGUACAAAUGAAUAUAAAAGAUAACCAUACAUAUAACGAGUCUUAAAGUACUAAUUAAUAAGAAUCAUAAUAUGACUAUUAUUUUAAGUGAUUUAUUUUAACAUCGAUUUUCUUGGUUUAUUUUUAGUUUUUUUUUAACGAUCUUUUGGGGUCCAAAUUUGUACACGAGUGUGACAAAGCGCUCACACGUUUGUUUAGUUCGAUACAAAGGGAUCAUUGUACGCGAUGUUGCCAUAUGUAUUAGUGAGAUGGUCGAUACGUUCCAGUGAUUUCUCUCAAAUGAUGUACCAGCUAGGAUCAGAGUCAGUUGUAAUGCUCUUAGAUAAAUCAAUUUGAUAACUCUCACGAGCGCGACGGGCUCAAUUUUGACGUUUGUAUAUUUUAUUCACUGCCAUUUUGUUAUAAUACUCAAUUUUAAAAAGCAGUUUUAUACGCGAAGUAUCUGGAACGUUGUUUGGUAAUUCUCGAUUAGUGACUAAGAUUUUAAAAUGUUGUUAUAAACAUUCCUUGGCGCCAAAGGUUAGGGGAAUAACCAGAUAGCCGUCGUUUAAAAUACUAGCUCGUAUCAGAAGAUUUUUAUACAACCGAGUUUCAUGGAAAAGCGAUGAAUACGAAUCCUCGAACGUCAAAAUAUUCACGGAUGUGUGAGAGUUAUCAAAUAAUAAGCAAUGCCUUGUUAUAUCUCUUAAGAAAAUAACAAAUUCACAAACUAAUCUUUGCUUACUCGUAAUAUGUAACUUGUUAGUGAUUAUUUCAAUUGACUGGAGUUAUGAUUAAGAUAAUGAAUAUUCGUUUAAAUGACCUUCAUUUAUGUUAAUUAAAAUCCGAUUUUUUACUGCUUGUAUAGCUAAAAUAAGACAAGGCACAUUUUACGUGGUAAUUGUACUGCCUUAUUCUGUAAAUAAUUGUUUUCUUUUUUGUAUACAGCUAUUUAUUAAAACGAUGUUAAACGAAAAAUUGAUGAAUAUCAUUUUUCAUUGUUCAAUGAUUGGUCAUCAAUUAUAUACUACCGAUAGUGUAUGGUAUGCAAAUAUAUUGUAUUAUUAAAAAGCA